Messenger RNA from Pseudopipra pipra, 2391 nucleotides. RefSeq names its product fibroblast growth factor 18 (gene FGF18). Gene Ontology annotation, molecular function: growth factor activity; fibroblast growth factor receptor binding. Lineage: Eukaryota; Metazoa; Chordata; Aves; Passeriformes; Pipridae. The record is from RefSeq and is a predicted model, not a curated record. The transcript is spliced from 7 exons. Bases 1007 to 1630 code for a protein of 207 amino acids. Gene Ontology annotation, biological process: animal organ morphogenesis; fibroblast growth factor receptor signaling pathway; positive regulation of cell population proliferation. Gene Ontology annotation, cellular component: cytoplasm.
GUGAAAUGCCCACUCCUCGUGUGAUAUGGACCACUGGAGCAGGGCAAGGGAAGCUCAUUUCACCAGGGGCACCUUCACUGCCCUGCGAGUGAAAGGUCAUGCUGCUCAGACUUCAAUUUGAGCUGCUGCAGAGCAGCCACUAAUCCAAUAAGCCACUGAGGCACUGUAGGAGACAGCCUUAAUUCAGGCAUUUGCAUGGGUGAGUGGGAGGCAGCAAGCCUGAGAGCUCCCAGGGACACCCUGCGCUGCACGGACCAACCUGGUCUGUGUCUUGCUUAAUAAAGUGUUGAGAAGAUCAAGCUCUCAGGAACCUGCUGCACCAGCCUUCACACAUGGAAUGUGCUGUGUGAAAAAUAAACAGCUUUAAAGGUUUUACAGUGGGCAUCGGCUGUUCUGGCUCGAUUUGUGUUGGGAAUCGGAUCACACAGCAGCCUUCAGCAGUGGAGCAACAGGUCUGUCUGUGGAGCUUUGAAUAUUUCAUAUAUAUAUAUAUAUACACACACAUUCAUAACAACAUGCAGCUAAAUUAUAUUUGUUUUUUCAGAGAUACAUAUGAGCUGCCUCAUCUCUAUUCUGUGCCCAUCUGUGUUCUUCAAGGCUGGUAGCCUGAGAUUCACCCAAUAUUGGUAUUAUUCUCCAGGUGCAGCAGCCCUGGGCCAGCUUGGGUAUUGGUUGCUGUCUAAGGAGUCUUUUCUUGGAGGCAGGUGAUGGGGCUGCCACGAUGGAAAGCCUGAGGAACAACCAAAGCUUGUGGUCACAGGCGGAGAGAGAGAGAGGGAGAGGAGGAGGAGGAGGAGAGACAGGGGGAGAGGAGAGCUGAUGCCUGACGAGUCACUCGGCGGAGGCAGAGCGGGCGGUACCACAACUUCCCGGCGGCGCGGAGCGGCGCGGAGCUGCGCGGCGCGGAUCGGAGCUCGCCGGCCGGAUCGCUCCCAUGUCAGCGCGGCGGCGGGGGACUGCGCUCCGCUAGCGACCAGCCGCCGGCCAACCCCCUCCUCGCCCAGCGAUGUAUUCACUGCUCUCAGCCUGCACUUGCCUAUGUUUACAUUUCCUGCUGCUGUGCUUUCAGGUACAGAUGUUUGCUGCCGAGGAGAAUGUGGAUUUUCGGAUACACGUGGAGAACCAGACGCGAGCGAGGGACGAUGUAAGCAGGAAGCAGCUUCGGCUCUAUCAGCUCUACAGCAGGACAAGCGGGAAGCACAUCCAAGUGCUCGGCAGGAGGAUCAGUGCCAAAGGAGAAGACGGAGAUAAAUAUGCCCAGCUUCUAGUGGAAACAGACACUUUUGGCAGUCAAGUCCGGAUCAAAGGGAAGGAGACAGAUUUCUACCUUUGCAUGAACAGGAAAGGCAAGCUAGUGGGGAAGCCUGAUGGCACCAGUAAGGAGUGUGUUUUCAUUGAAAAAGUCCUAGAAAACAACUACACGGCGCUGAUGUCUGCAAAAUAUUCAGGCUGGUAUGUUGGAUUCACCAAAAAAGGGAGGCCGCGGAAAGGGCCCAAAACCCGGGAAAACCAGCAAGAUGUACAUUUUAUGAAGAGGUACCCAAAGGGGCAAGUGGAGAUACAGAAACCUUUCAAGUACACAACAGUCACCAAGAGGACUAAGAGAAUACGACCCACCAACCCCAGUUAAAAAUAGAUUAAAAACAGUGUCACAAUAAGAAACCACAAAAAGAAAAAAAAAACUGCACCAGAGGAAUAUUUUUACAUUAAAAAUAAGGAAGAAGCUCUAUUUUUGUACAUUGUGUUUAAAAAAAAAUAAAAAUAAAAAAAAUUAAUAAAAGACUAGAUGACAAAUGCUGGGGAAAGCUGUCCGGGAUUUAUUGUGACUUGAAAAACGAAAUGAACUGCUCUAUUUAAAUUGACUUCUUGUUGUUGAUGACACACAGGUGCUUAUUUCGCUCUUUGGAAAGGACAACUUUUCAAGCAUAUCCCCAGAGGGAAAAAAAAAAGUAAUUAUUAAAAAUAAAUAAAUAAAACCAAAGAAAACCAAAGUUCUUUCCCAAAGUUACUGAGACCCUGCCCCAAAAAGUGCCGGUUUUGCAGUAAUCUAUUUAUUGUCUGCUGCCCGCUGGCCCAAGACAAGAUGGUGUGUGCUGCAGUGAGUGAGUUUCUGUGGAGUUCUCGACGCAUGGAUCUUCUGUAACCUUCCUGACGACAUAAGGUGUCACGGCUCCGUGAUCCUGCAUUAUGCUCAGUUCUGGAGAAUGCUGCUAAAUACAUUCAAGUGACUACAAGAUGACCUAGUACACCAAUGAUAAGGGAAUAUUUUAAAACCAGCUAUAUUAUAUAUAUUAUAUAUAUAUAAGCUAUUUAUUUCACCUCUCUGUAUAUUGCAGUUCCAUGAACCAAGUAUUACUGCCUCAACAAUUAAAAAGAAUUAUUUAAAACACA